UUUUAUGAGAUUUUACUGACUGCCAUUACAUAUAAUUUUAGGCAUGCUAAAGCCACAUUUCAUAUGUGCUUGGGAGCAGGGGCGGACUGACAACUCAUGGGGCCCCCAGGCAAUAGGGGAUCAUGGGGCCCCUGUGUCCUUGCCCAAACUCAAAAAAGCCUAUGAAAAAGGUACCAGUGGCAUCUCAUGGGGCACCCUACUGACCCCGGGCCCUCGGGCAGUGCCCGAGUUUCCAAAUGGUUAGUCCACCCCUGCUUGGGAGU
Molecule: messenger RNA, 263 nt
Organism: Staurois parvus
Lineage: Eukaryota; Metazoa; Chordata; Amphibia; Anura; Ranidae
Source: the annotation of a GenBank genome assembly